AUGUGCCUUACUGCUGUGGAGACUUGUGGCACAUUCUGCAAUGAUGCUCUCCCGCCGUCAGCCAUCAGAGCGCUCAUGGCGAGCGCGUCGCGAGGCUUCCUCACCAACUCGAAGAGAGGCCACCGCAUCUUUCGAAAGGUGGCGGGGGCCGUGUGCCGGCGUGCUCGAGAGGAGCUCGGUGGUGCAGGCCUUCUCUGGUCAAAGGCCGCCUGGGAUGGGAGCCUGCAUGCCGCGAUGUCGGGCCUCAAAGAGUUCGCAGGCACUGCAGACGCGGCCCUGCACCAGGGCUUCGAGAAGGUCUUGACGUCGAGCAAGCAGGCCCACCUGGAGGGGCUGCGGCGACCAGCGAGCGCCUCCCGUAAAGCUCGCAAGACUGCUGCAAGCCCGGCAGCCACAAAGAAGGCCCGGCCCCCAGCGGGCGGCGCAUCCAGGAAGGCGAGGAAAGCGAGCCCGGAGCCACUGGCCAGCUACCUCUUUGGGGACAAGGUUCCACACAGCCUCCUCUGCGGAGAAUGCAGCAACCCCGCGACCUGUGCGGUGCGCGGGGGCAAGGGGAGCAACCUCAAGUACUUCUGCGGAGUGCAUCGUGAGGUCACGGGCUGCUUCAAGAUCGAGGGAACCCGGGAAGAGUGGGCACGUAACUAUGAAGAGUACAAGUUGAAGGCAGAGCUGGCGCGAGCGCUUGACGAAGAGUCGCGGCUGAGGGGCAAUUGGGAUUGUGACGGAUGGCAUGAAAGCGGAUACUGGGGGGAUGCAACACCCAAAAGCAGACACCUGAUAGCAAAGCUCUUGAUCAUGGGUGGAAUCGAGAGCAACCCGGGACCAUCGUCAAUCGAAGCCAGCCCGGAAGGAGAGCGUCUUUCAGCAUCAGGAGGAAACACACCAGCAUCUGACGGCGGCGUCGCUGGAGCACCGCAUCCUCAUGAUGCCGCGACCAUUGCUUGUGACGCCAACGACGCCCCUGAAGCCCUAACCGCACAUGCGGAGGUGCGGAUGGAUUUGCGUGCAUCCUGUGUGGGCACAAAGAGGCCGCUGGAGCAGGUGCUCCCACAAGCAGGACCGUCGGGGGGGAGGAUGAGGAGACUCUUCAAGGUCUCAGAACUUGUCAGCAGAGCCCAAGUGGACCAUGCUGCAGAGAACGUGGACGAACCAGCUCCUGAUGCUCGCGCACGGGAAGCAGGAGAGCUGGAGGAAGACCUCGGUGAAACGUCCGAGCGAGGUGCGGGCAGCCGGCGCAACGGGCGCAAGGCCAGGAAGGAGCGAGUGGUCGCCGCGUUCUUUGCAGACUGCGAACAGCGGAGAGCUGCAUGGGCUGCCCGAGAGGAAGAGGAGAUGUGUGGCCCGCCCUCUCCAACGACGCAACACGAUUCUGCUAUGAAUCUGCCAGAUUUGGAGGCCUCGGAAACCGACGAUGUCGAGGCCCAAGAACGUGAGUCCAGUCCCGGAGCCGCACAUCCCAAUGCUUCCCUCGAAGGGGUGCCUCCUGGAGGAGAACCCCGGGCGCAAGCGGAUCUCCCGCUGCAUGACGUGCCCCGGACGAGGGCUGCUAUGGAGUCGACGGCGGCGCCAUCUGCUGGAGACAUUGGGUUAAUGGUACAGAACGAGGGCGGCGAAGCAAGGGCGUCGACGUCUGCGGCGCCAAAGACUGGUCGGCCGGCUCAGAAAAAGCGACGCAAACGGGCGGAAUCAAACUCUGUCCCAAUGGACGAGGCGGCUCGGGAGGCCGGUCGAGCGGCUGCGGCAGCUCAUCUCCAAGCUGUGGGGGCACUGAGGCCCUCGAGAACGCAGCGCGAGGGGCAAGCCGUUCAUCAAACGGAGCUGGGGGAUUUCGGAGGCCCGCCUGAUGCACCCGCCGUCGGGCUGGACCCGAGCCCUUCCUCCCCUCUGCCCUCUGUCGUCCUCCCUUCUCGGGAGGAAGACUCCGCCCUGAGCGCGGAGCAGACCCCCACAGGAGCCCCCUCUUCACCGGCCGGGGAAGAUGGACAGCCCCCAUCGCCUCCAACCCCCUCCCCCGCCGGGCACCCACCCUCUCCCCCCCUCGCUGACCAGCCCGAGGAGCCCUCGAUCAUAGCCCCGCCCCCCCUUGAAAACGCACAGCCCGAGGUGGUUCCCAGUCAGCCCCCAGCAGCCGCCCCUUCCCCUUCCCCCACCCACCAGGAGCAGCCGCCCGUCGACCAGGCGCUUGCAGCCGACCCGCCAAACCAGCCCCGGGCAGCGGACACAAGCCGGCCCGCUACAGCGGAGCCGUCCGCAGAGCCGUCGUCCGCACUUCCGCCCACGGAGCC
This is a messenger RNA of Klebsormidium nitens, 2285 nucleotides long. The record is from the annotation of a GenBank genome assembly. NCBI's taxonomy places the organism in Eukaryota, Viridiplantae, Streptophyta, Klebsormidiophyceae, Klebsormidiales, Klebsormidiaceae.